UGCUCAGCUAACAAAGAUGGCGAGUUCCCGGGAAAUCGAAGGUCAUUGCCCCACCCGACGUACAAACUGUUCUACCGGUGAUUUCGGAACGUUAUGAGUGAUCCUGUUAAGAAAAUAUCUACAAGCUCCAAGAAAAGCCUAAAAACACUUCCGGAAUGCGGUGAAAAUGACGGCAUUGUUGUUACAACAGGUGGCUCAGAAAAGUGCGCGGUACCGUCGAGCACAAAACAUCUUCCCUCGACUACAGCAGGGAAACAAACAAUGCAGUCAACUUCCAGCUCGGACGCUGCUGACGGUGAUGUAGCAUUGAAUAGGCGAUCAUUUCAUGCUCAGCUGUCUAGAAGUUUCUUUCAGUCGCGGUCUUCGAGUUCGUCCUCUGUAGAUGGUGGUUCUUCAAGUCCGUCGAAAAGCCGUCUGGGCACGGUUCCUGUGGAGGAUCCUAUCACACACGAGAAUGUUGUAAACAGUAAAGUUUUGUUGUUGUAUACUGGUGGUGCGCUUGGAUGGAAGGUAGAUCCAAACCUAGAAGGAUUCCAUCUUGAUAAGAAACAUGUACUGAAAGAACUGAAGAAGCUUCCCAUGAUGCAUGAUGUGGAGUAUGUUGACUACAUCCUUAGCAAUGUACUGGAUGAUAUUCCAGAGGAGGGCAUUGGAUCAGACACAAUUGUGAUGCCAGUCAGCAAGUAUGGAAAACGUGUGUUUGUUGAUGUUCUUGAGAUGAAAGAGAGUCAUGUAGUUGUUCAUUCAAAAGAUCAAGACAUUCACGACUGGAUCAAUAUUGCACUGCAAAUCAAGGAAUGUUAUGAGAAAUAUCAUGGAUUUGUUAUUCUUCAUGGCACAGAUACCAUGGCAUAUCUUGCAUCAGCACUCUCAUUUAUGUUUGAGAACCUUGGAAAGUCAGUGAUCUUCACUGGUUCUCAGUAUGCUUUGAGUGAUCAUCUAAAUGAUGGAAGGCAAAAUCUUCUUGGAGCUCUAAUGAUUGCUGGCCAUUAUGUCAUCCCAGAGGUGACUUUGUUCUUCCAUGGAAAACUGUACCGUGGCAACCGUGCCUUGAAGGUUGAUGCACGCAGAUUUGGUGCAUUUGACUCUCCAAACUGCCCUCCUUUGGCAACAGUAGAAGCUGGUAUUGAAGUUGAGUGGGAGGAGCUGUUUUAUGAAAAUCAAGCAAGGAAAUUUGAAAUACAUACCAAGAUGAGCUCCAGUAUAGGAGUGCUGAGAAUUUUCCCUGGAAUUACACAGGAAGCAGUACAUGCUUUUCUAGAGCCUCCAAUCGAGGGAGUCGUUCUCGAGACUUAUGGCAGUGGUAAUGGCCCUGAUUCACGAAAAGAGCUCUUGGAGGAAAUACGAGCUGCAGCUAAACGCGGAGUGAUCAUUGUGAAUUGUACUCAGUGCUUGUACGGUCAUGUUGUGGAUUCGUAUGCAACAGGCAGGGUUUUGGUGGAAGCUGGUGUGAUUUCAGGAAAUGAUAUGACGGUCGAGGCAGCGCGUGGAGAGUUGACACCGUACAAAGACGAAAAUAUGCAACAGUUUUCUUUGCGGGACAAUGAACUGAUCGAUGCAGUGGCUUCACAUUUCAAAGUCGGUUCAACCGAGGAAGUGAGGUUCAUCAAGCAAGCAUUAUUUCCAGUGUUAAUGUGUCACGCUGCAGGAAGGGGCGACAUUGAUGCUAUGGAAGACCUGCGUCAACAGGGUGGUUUAUUAAGCGCUGCUACAAGUCACGAUGGCCGCACUCCGAUUCAUGUAGCAUGCCUGGAGGGUCAGCUGCAAGUCAUUCGGUAUCUUCUGGAGAAAGGUGCCUCGCCGCACGUUUUCGAUAAUCAUGGACAAACCCCUUUGCACGAUGCCAUUCGUAGUAAUAACGAGGAGGCCAUUUUACUUCUCAGGGAGUUUGGGGCUCAUUUAGGACCCACCACCGUGAACACAGCCCUUGAAAUAUGCUCUCUUGCCGCUGAUGAUAAGGUCGAUAGAUUGCGGGCCUGGCACUUAGCUGGAGUUGAUUUUAAUGUUGGUGAUUACGACAGGAGAACGGCUUUACAUGUGGCUGUUUGUCGAAAUAAUGUGAACACGGUUAAAUUUUUGUUGGAGUGCGGCGUUGAUUUGAACUCGCGAGACCUUUACGGCUUUACACCGCUGAAAAACGCAGAGAUUUUUGAAAACAGAGAAAUGAUGAAACUACUCCAGUCGGCGGCAGAAAAGACAAAUGACGCAGUUGACCAGUAAAGAGGAGCUACAAAGCUCGUGUAACCUCAAUGCGACUAUUGAACAAUUUUCAAUUCAGUGUUAAGAGGAAUCCGCACUUGUAGAGGCCAUUUCUGAAUAAACUUUGGCCUCUUUUUCAAAACAAGGCCUGGUGGUCAACCGUUCGUGUGAAAAUGAGUUUAAUUCGGAUGUGAAUGAAAACCUAUGACGUAUGAAAGCAUGAGCACCAGGACUCGCUCGGAAACAGAGGCCAAAAGUAAUUCGAUGAUUUAUCUAUGAGUCGCACCAGCUUCUCAACCAAUCAUAUCCAAUACUGAAUCAAACCGCGACUUAGUCACCCGCGUUUUCCCGCCACUGAGGCAGGUUACUUGUUAUGACCAGGGGUUCUCAUUGGCUCCUUGUUAUGUUUCCUUUGUUUUGAUUGACCGUUGUGAUUGUUUGAUUCAAGUUUUGUGACGUUCAACCCGUUGAACAAUGGUUUGUUCAAUUUCAGAAGAGAAAAUCGCCUGAGAGAUCAUGUAAAACAACGGAUACGUGAAAUUGUAGCUGAAAUAUGAAGUUUCCGAAAUCGCGGAAGCUGGUAUUAUUUGAAACUUCAAGCAGCAAUUUAACGGUUAAUGGAAACAUCUUACCGUCUUCUUUCGAUUGUUUGGGUGUAAAGUGAAUUUUUAUUAAUAAUAUUGAAUAUAUUUUAAAAUUUUUUCUGACAUGAAUUUAAAUGAAAAACACUAUUUGAAACUUCCAUGCUACAUUUGUUGGGGUAUUUUAUUUAUAUUGAACAUUGAUUUUCCGUUCUAAGAGUUAUCUAGUUAUCUAUUUAUAUUGAAUAUCGAUUUCUGUCCUUAGAGUUAUCUAGUUGUGAAGUUUCAACAAUUUUUUGUCUACUGACGGUGAAAAGAAAUAGUUUUCCUAGAGAGGGCGAGGUGAAGUUGAAAAUUGUCGACUUAAAAUAAAAAUCUUUGAACGAUA
Molecule: messenger RNA, 3168 nt
Organism: Pocillopora damicornis (cauliflower coral)
Lineage: Eukaryota; Metazoa; Cnidaria; Anthozoa; Scleractinia; Pocilloporidae
Product: 60 kDa lysophospholipase
Biological process (GO): amino acid metabolic process
Molecular function (GO): protein binding; asparaginase activity
Source: RefSeq, a predicted model, not a curated record